Molecule: messenger RNA, 4598 nt
Organism: Danio aesculapii
Lineage: Eukaryota; Metazoa; Chordata; Actinopteri; Cypriniformes; Danionidae
Gene: ahr1a
Product: aryl hydrocarbon receptor 1a
Exons: 15
Coding region: 165-3800 (1211 amino acids)
Biological process (GO): regulation of transcription by RNA polymerase II
Cellular component (GO): aryl hydrocarbon receptor complex; nucleus
Molecular function (GO): protein dimerization activity; transcription cis-regulatory region binding; nuclear receptor activity
Source: RefSeq, a predicted model, not a curated record
UAUGAGUGUUUUAAGUAUAUGAUUGAUAGACUACAAAAACUUCUAACAUUUGGAUAGCAGAAUGUGCGUUUGGUAGUGUCUGUGUUGUAGUAAAUUAGACAAUUCUUGAGGUUAGAACCUCUAAAAAACUACUGACAAACCACAAAUCUGUUUCUUUGGAGAUUAUGAGCUCCAAUAAUAUUUAUGCAAGUCGCAAAAGGAGGAAACCUGUCCAGAAAAGUGUGAAGCAGCCUCUUACAUGUGUUAAAUCCAAUCCAUCCAAGCGACACCGGGAGCGGAUGAAUGAAGAGCUGGACAGCUUGGCCAGCGAGAUCCCUUUCCCACAGGAAAUCGUAUCCACGCUGGACAAACUCACCAUACUGAGGCUAAGUGUUAGCUACCUGCGGGCCAAAAGUCACUUGAAUGGUAAUGCAUGGAAGAGCUCUACAGUGGGCAGAUGGGCUCUGGAAUGCAAGCAGCCAGUGAUGGCUACCUACCAGUCGUUUAUGAGUCAUUUCAAAGAGGUGUUUGCUGUACCACUUACCCCCACUAUCUUCACCAUUAGCAGCGGCUGGAAUCAAGUGGCCCUCCUCACCACUUACCGGAAAAAUUUAAAGCCUCAAAUUCGUAGACAGAUGGUAAUUUAUGAUGACAAUGCCAACCCAGAAACUUUUAUUAAGAAAGCCAUCAGUGUGUCACAGCACCUCUCUGCCUGUCCAUCCUCUUUGUCUGUUUACCCUGUUUCACCCACAAGAGCUCCAUCACCACCAUCGGACCCAGAAGAACCCAUGAUUACAGAUGUCUUCUGUUUUGCAUUUGCCGAACGACUAAGACACAUCCAUAAUCACCUUUGCCUAUACUGUGGAGAAUCCAACCAUCUCAUCUCGGCCUGCCCAGUUCGCCCCACUCGCCUAAUGCACGAGGUGAUGGAGGAUUACAUCAACGAGGCGCUCAGUCAAGGGUUCAUCAGACCAUCUACCUCCCCAGCCUCAUCCUGCUUCUUCUUUAUUGCCAAGAAGGAUGGAGGACUGAGGCUUUGUGUAGAUUACAGGGUCUUUAAUGCAGCCACAGUCAAGUUUGCCUACCCUUUGCCUCUGGUUCCGGCUGCCUUGGAAGAGCUCUGCGAAGCCUGCAUCUUCACCAAGCUUGACCUCCAAAGCGCAUACAACCUUAUCCAUAUCCGGGAAGGGGACGAGUGGAAAACUGCUUUCAUCACUCCCUUCGGUCACUAUGAAUAUCAGGGGGCCAGCAUGGAAAGAAGCAAAGUGGACUCCAUUUCCCAGUGGGAAGAACCUAAAACUCUGAAGGAGUUGCAGAGGUUUCUGGGAUUUGCCAACUUUUAUCGACGGUUUUUUAUCGACCUCAAGGAAGUGUUUACCACUGCACUUGUUCUCCAUCAUCUGGAUCCCACACAGCCUGUCAUUGUGGAGGUUGAUGCGGCUGAUGCCGGAGUUGGAGCCAUUUUAUCACAGUGUCGGACGAAGAGAUCUGAGCUGCCGGUGCUGAAGAACCAGCACCCCCCGAACUCCCUCCUGGUCGUAUGUACAUGCCUUCCAGAUGCCGUAUUUCACUCCUGGAUAGUGUGCACACCUCCCUCAGCUCAGGACACCCAGGCAGCAGGCGAACCCUCUCGCUCCUCCAACAGAGGAUACCAACCCUCCUUGUUCCCAUGGUCCGGCGAGACCUCUGAAGUGCCUGCGGUAGAUCACUGGUUCCGCGAGGGUCUGGGACUCAGCUCAUGUCCAUCUCCAGCAGGCAACCCGGAACCCGACCAAGCUGAAAUCAUCCCAGACAACAUCUACCAAGUCAAAGAGAUUCUAGACCCCACUCACCUUGACGAGUUCCUCACCUUGACGAUUUGCUUUUGUCAAGCUUCCCCUGAUGCAACACCGAUUCAGACAUACUACAGUCCAGAGCAGUUGCAACUAGAGAACUCUACUUUUCUGGAGCUAAACUUUAUUUGCAGGUUAAGAUGUCUGUUGGACAGCACUUCUGGCUUUCUUGCUGUGAACUUCCAGGGCCGAUUGAAGUUCUUGUAUGGGCAGAAUGAGAAUACAGCAGAUGGCAAACGCAUCCCGCCUCAGCUGGCCCUGUUUGCCCUGGCCUGCCCUCUACAGCCACCUUCAAUUCUGGAAAUCCGCACCAAGAACUUAAUGUUCAAAACCAAGUAUAAGCUGGAUUUCACACCCAUUGCAUGUGACACAAAAUGGAAUAUUGUUCUCGGCUACACAGAGGCAGAGCUCUGUAAUAAUGGUUCAGGCUAUCAGUUCAUCCAUGCAGCUGACAUUAUGUACUGUGCUGAGGGCCACAUGCGGAUGAUGAGGACGGGUGAAACUGGGUUGACUGUUUUCAGACUGUUGACUAAACAGAACCACUGGGUUUGGGUUCAGUCCAACGGCAAACUUGUCUACAAAAAUGGGCAACCAGAUUGCAUCAUCACAUCUCAUAGAGUUAUAACGGCUGAGGAAGGUGAGGAGAACCUGAGAAACCGUGCAGUGAUGCUUCCCUUCAGCUUCACUACAGGCGAGGCUGUGCUUUGUGCCAUAAACCGGCCCACAUCUUCAGAUGGCAAUGCUCAACCUAGAACCACUAGAACUGUUGACCCUGACUCAUUGCUGGUCUCUUUGCUGAAGCAACCCAAGUCAAUAUGUUUAUCUCCUGCAGAUGAGCGCUCAGUGCUGGUACAGAGCUUAAGGUACAAGGAUCAGGAUGGGAGCUAUUCCAUUAACUCACAAGAAAGUGUUCUUUCAGUCUCUGGAAGCUGUCCAUUCAAACAAGAGUCAAAUCUCAGCUCUGAAGGAGAUGACAGCUGCGAAAUCCUGAACUUCAUGGAAAGUUUAGGGAUCAGCCCAGAAGAUUUAAAGUCCCUUCAACAAGAUGAUCUGUUCAUCAAAAUUGAUUUUGACAGACAUAAUGACAUGGCAGACCUCUCAGAUGACAUUUUAUCUUAUGUACAGCAGUCUCUUAAAACAAAGAUGGACUGUAUGGUUCCAAAUAACACCCAGGGCAAUGUGAAGGAGCAGGAACUCAUCAGUAACCCUGCCCAGACAUUAAUACUAAAUGAUUCAUGUGAUAAUAAUACAUUACUACCUCAGGAACAACAAAUGACUUUCAUAACAGAAAAGAUUGAACCAAAGAUUCAGCAAUUCACACAAAUACAACCUCAUAUUUCACAGAAGGCAAUACCAGCUCUCCAAAUAGAUCCUCAUGAACACCAAGACACAAGGUAUCAGUCAUGCAAUGGGACAGGAAUCACACUACCCAAAAUUUCACACAACACAAUUCAGACAAUAAGCCAAAACUCGCAACGCUCAAACCUUCCACCUUUCCAUGGGCAGGUGUGUGAUGCACUCAGAAGUCCUCAGGCUUGUGGGAACAUGGCUGAAGUUAUAGAAAGCCACAUACAGCAGGUUUCUCCACUCUUGCAGCCAGAGCUCCAGCCAUCUGAAUGCUUUUACCUGGAAACGCCCAUUCUGGAUCCAAAGCGGUGCAUCAGCUGCUCCCAACAGCUCUCUUCACCUCAUUUUACUGAAGGUGAUCCUGUUGAGUUUACCACUCAGGACCUAGAGGACCUGAUAAUUAACAUGAAUGGUAUUGGAGAGAGGAACAUCUACUCAGGCCAGGACAGAGGAAUGGGCAAAACAUCGAGCCUGGAUCAACAAGCUUACAUCGGAACAUUUCAGAAUGGAGGCCGCACAAACUAUGCAUGGGAGAGAAACACAGCACAUCUGGUACAGAAUCCCAACCAGCACCAGAACAGACCCCAUCCAAACCUUUAUUCUAGAGGAUACUUUGAUAAAUCAGUUGUUACCAAGCUGUGAUCUGAGGUGAUAUGCCAGAAAUAGCCAAAGUAAGGUAUAAUAAAAGAAUGGAGAAGCAUAAACAAAAAAGACUGCACGUGGACCAAGAAAAGCACAACUGUCCUGUGUGGCUCAGCAUGACAUCUAAGAUGAAUGAAGAACCAGUCUGCUUGGAUCAGAACGAUAUAAGAAUCGUUCAUCAGUGGCUUCCCUGUUAUAUGAACAGUACUGUCACUGUCCUUUGAUGAAUGUCUCUUUACAUGUCUCUCGAGAAAUGUUGCAAAUCUAUUGGCCUGUCAAAAUUGUGUCCCAGUGCAAUAUAUAGAGUAUGGAGUGACUGUAAAUAGCCUUUAGCAAUUGCCAAACAAACCAGGGUUUUUCAAGUAUACUAUAAUAUGUGUAAAGUAGGACAACAGGGCUAAUCAAUAUGUAGCUUUUCACAUUUUAGCUUUUCUUUUCUAAACAUUUCUUAAGUAUUUUUUAAGAAUUAAGCAAUAUGACUAAUUUGAGUGAUUUAUACUACACUGGGACUUUAUGUCAGCAUUUUAUUUUCAUUUAAACUAUAAUUUUUAUCUUAAUAUCAUGUUUUCUUAACUUUUUUGUAAUUUAAUUUACGCAUGUAUUUAUUGUAAGAAAUGGAUUUGAAAUAUUAAUAUCAGGAGUAUUUAUUUGUAAUCAGUGUAAUUAGGGAACAUAUUCACUACCUGACAAAAGUCUUGUCGUCUAGUUGAUCAUUUGGUAUCAGAAGUGGCUUUUAUGAAAGGCAAAGGCCUCUAGAUUACGCUUAUUUUACCAAAAUAAAAUAUGAUCAUGCCUUGA